Molecule: messenger RNA, 976 nt
Organism: Bursaphelenchus xylophilus (pine wood nematode)
Lineage: Eukaryota; Metazoa; Nematoda; Chromadorea; Rhabditida; Aphelenchoididae
Source: the annotation of a GenBank genome assembly
AUGAAUUUUUACUUUUCUGAACGCUGGGAAGCCUGGCUCCGACUUUGGGCUCGGGAGCCGGAGCCGUACCCAAAAUUUCCGGCUCUGGCUCUCGGCUCGGAGCCGGAGCCGUGGCAAUCUCUGGUACGGAAGAGAUAAGGCUGAUAAAAUGGCUGACAAAGGCCCAUUACAAACAAAUAUUCGGCAGAUCUUGAGCAACCAAUUAGCCCCGUAAACUAUGUAAUUUUAAUUCAUCGUUCUUUGCCCAAUAUUCGAACAAAGGUGUGCCUCAGACACAGAGAAUAAACCAAGCUUUGUGCUCUUUUCGAGUUCGAUUCUUUAGAUAAUGCCUUCUAAUUUGUUCAUUCCUAUUUUUCUCUGCUUUUCUAUCAUAAAUUCAACUAAAAAUCGUUAUGAACAAAGUGCAGAUUAAUCGGUACUUACUGAUCACUCUGAUUUAUACGGCAAUUCUCACAUUUUUCUGUUUAGUUGCAAAUUUUUGUCCUAAAUUGGCAAGGGAUUUCUCAAAAUAUGAAGAACAGGUGGGUCAGAAAUUUUGAGAAUUAAGUUUUGGGGUCUGAGGACUUAAUGAUGACAUUAUUGAGACAUUUUAAGGGUACUUUUUUGAUAAUUCUACAAGUGGUUACGUGUAUUGGAGCUCUUUAUUAUCUGUUCAUAACUGGAAUUCUCUAUCGUGAAAGGGAUACGUUGAAUCUAACGCGGCCAGGCUGUGUUUCCUCGUUUUCAAGUGAGUGGGAGUCAUUGUAGGAAAGCAGAUGAAUUCUCCCCGCUUUGAUCAUAAUUUAAUUUGUUCUACCGACUUUCAGUUUUUGUCCGCAUAAUCGGCCCAUUGAUGCUGUGCGUUACGAUCAUGGUAAUCUCAUUUGACGAUCCGCCCAUGUUGAAAGUGGCGCUUUGGAUCGGCUUAAUUUUCCUGCUGAAUUUGAGUCAACUGGCGAUAUUAUUGUUGAGAUUUCUUGUUAGCCGAGAAAAUUAA